This is a messenger RNA of Penicillium samsonianum, 3135 nucleotides long. Its product is annotated as nucleoporin Nup84/Nup107 family protein. The transcript has 6 exons. Gene Ontology annotation, biological process: protein import into nucleus; mRNA export from nucleus; regulation of DNA-templated transcription. NCBI's taxonomy places the organism in Eukaryota, Fungi, Ascomycota, Eurotiomycetes, Eurotiales, Aspergillaceae. Gene Ontology annotation, molecular function: structural constituent of nuclear pore. Bases 1 to 3135 code for a protein of 1044 amino acids. The record is from RefSeq and is a predicted model, not a curated record. Gene Ontology annotation, cellular component: nuclear pore outer ring; nuclear pore.
AUGGCGCCUUUAACUCGUUCGGCCGCUGGGGCAUUCACACCGGUUGCCCAGCCGCAUAGACAACCCGAGGUCAUCAGUAUUGACGAUGAUUCGCAACAAUCUUACGAUGACGAUGAAGAAUUGGAGGACGAGGAAAUGAAUUCGGAAGAUCAAUCGGAGGACCAAUCUGAAGACCAAGAUGAGGACAUGAACGAAGAUAUGGAUGGCGACACCGUAUCGGAGACUGGGUCCGAUGUUUCUGAUCCCGAGCCCUCUCUGCAGCCUGCCUUUGGUGUCUCGGCCAAAUCUCAAGACACCCCGCUGUUCACCGCCGCAGGCGCCCAGGAAGCACUGCACCCCCUUCGCCGGACGGCUGACCGCGUCACUCGCCAGAUCGAAGCAUUCGCCGAUAAGCUGGAUCAGUUCAAGCGCGACAAUUCAACCGACGAUUUCAACAGUGCCCAGGCAGCUUACAAGCUCGUACAGAGCUACCGCGACAUUGCGAACAAUGCGAUCAAGGAAAUCGAGACCCAACAGACCGUUGACCGGACGAAGACAGGCUUGCGGUCGAGCGGGUCACAAGACACCAAAAGUUACGAGGAGAUACGGCGAUUGCAACUUGAGGCCGAUACUUGGCGCCUCCUGCUCAACCUAAUCAGCAUUGACGACCCCUCCAGCCGGGCUAGCUACAAGGCAGGACGACAAACAGCUUUCCAGAACCUUCACCGCUACUCAACCGAUCGAGAGAUCUGGGAAGAGUUCCUCAAUGCCGACCAAUAUGGCCUUGAAUGCGUUGUCGCCAUGCGAUGGUUGGAGGAGACCUCCAAGACAGGAAGCCAAGAGUUUGAUACCCUGAUCAGGGAAAUGGAGGAGCAAUCGCACAGGGGUCAAGGAUUGUGGACAACCGGUUGGCUUUGCACCAAAGAAUCGAUCAAGGGUCACAAACGUUUGCGCGCUUGGCCACAACCUCUCGAGCCCAAUGACCCGGGAAUCUCGCGCUCGCUUCUGAGCAAAGACGAACAGAAACCGCUAGUCACUCAACUCGACCCCGAUGCUAUCACUCGUCAGAAGCACGGUUUAGAAAAGGAGGACGAAUUCUUCGAGCGCGCCACUUGGAUCACUUGCUGGAAGAUGCUUAGACAGGGCGAGAACUGGACUAAGAUUCGUGAAUGGGCAGAGGCUCGUCUGGAAGGAUGGAGGGCCGUCAGCUUGUGCGGCUCUAGUGUGGAUCCUAAGUCGGCAAGUUCUCGAUACCCAUCUGACGAUGGCCACACACGUUUGAUGAACAGUCGAUCCCAGGAUUCAUGGCGCACCGCUUGCUCUGCGCUAACACGCGACCCCAAUACUGAUGAAUUCCAGCGAGCGGUCUACGCCUUGCUUUCUGGCGAAACCGAUGCUGCAGCCAGUGUCUGCCGCAGCUGGGACGACUUCCUUUACGUGUACUUCAACCGUGUCGUGCUCUCACGCUAUCAGGGAUUUUGCAAGCAAUUCCAGCGGAAACUCAGCCACUCCUCCAACACCCCUGUGGAAUUCAAGCCGGAACCCGCUGGGCACGCAGAACUUCAAAAGUUCCUUGUCUAUCUCAAGGGCAAUGAGCGGGUCAGCGGCGAAGCCCGUAAUCCCUUCCGCAACAUCCAGGCCACGAUUCUCAGCAAAGGAUACGAUACAUUCUUUACUGCUCUGGCUCACGCUGUAUCUCAAGUGAGCGCCGAUAAAUACGGGAAUACCUCUGUUAUCCCAGAGAUCGUGCGCAAGCCAGUAGAUGAAUCUUUCCUCAUAGCUGCCGAUGACGAAGAAGCUCUCAGAAUUGCAGCUCAUGUCUACGUUGUGGCCAGUGCGAGGGGCUACGCCCGCGUGGAUGCCCAUUUCGUUGAAACGGCGUCGGUCAUCGUGGCUGGACAUAUUGCCAACCUGGAAGACCGGGGUCUAUUCCAUCUUGUCCCACUUUACGUGUCCCUCCUCCCCGCGCCAAUGGGACACGAAGUUCUAUCCAAGAUUCUCAUUGAAAUUGUUGACCCACAAGAGAAGGUACAGCAAGUUCGCCUCGCGCGGAAACAUCACAUUGACAUGGAAACUGUUCUCGAUGUUCAAUGGGCGUGGGUGAAGGAACAUGUCUCUGCGAUUGAUCAUUCUAGAGGAGUCACUGGCUAUUCGAGAGUGCUGCGACGACCUGACGGUUCCCGGGCAUUGGUGUCACCCAAGACCGACUUGAUUGGGACCUCUGUCGCUCCGGAAGAUGACAGGAUGAUUCGCAGUCUGGAGUGGCUUCGCUACAUAGAUGGACAGUGGGAUAAGAUCUGUGAUCUUGGAUCCUGGCUGUACCGCAAGUUCUUCCUUGCUGAUAAGCUUGCCGCUGCUCGCGAGUUGAGUUUCCGUAUUCGGUUGGCUGAUAUCUCAAUUGAAAAAUUCGGAUCCGAUAUCAUUUCGAUGCCUCCGCAAGAGGGCGCACAUACUGAGGCAACUACGCCAACUAGCCCCACCAAAUCAAAGAGAAACAGCCUCCACCGGCGAAGUCUUUCCGGCUCCCACAACAUUGCACUGGUUUCGGCAUACUACAAGGCUCAUAGGGUUCUAGAUCUGGAGAGUUUGGCUCUCGGGUUUGAUGCUGUGGAGCAAUUUGCAUUGGUGCACGAGCAGAUGUCCAAGACCAAACGUCGACGUGACUCGGGCACCUUGAAGGGCAUGGGUCAAGAUAUGAACGAAUGCGUGACUAUUUUAGAAGAUUGGGUUGGAGCAGUGGUCGCUGAAGACUGGCUACCCACAUCUACUGAUGCCGAGGAAGAACAAGACUUCGAACACAUUCGGACGACCUACAUUCCAGAGCUGCUUCUCGACUGGCACAACGCCUUGUACUACGCCAGCCACGCCCUUGAGCGACACGACCUGUUGACAUCCUGCAUGAUUGUGUCUAUCUGGGCUGCAAACUACGAACACAUCACUCGUGCCUUUACAAAGUCACGACGAAUGGCCGAGCUUGUCGACGUGCUCGCUUUGUCGAGCAAGGCCUUGGUCAUCCGGGACUCCAACCAGCGCAAGUCCCCAAUGGACCACACCACCUUUGAAAAGGGCCAGGAACUGAAGAUCUGGGAUGUCACGAUCUCCGAAGAAGAAAAGAAGCGGCUUGGGAUCGUUUCGUCCGCAGACCGGGAGCAGUAG